Messenger RNA from Penicillium psychrosexuale, 1071 nucleotides. RefSeq lists its product as uncharacterized. Bases 1 to 1071 code for a protein of 356 amino acids. Lineage: Eukaryota; Fungi; Ascomycota; Eurotiomycetes; Eurotiales; Aspergillaceae. The record is from RefSeq and is a predicted model, not a curated record. The transcript is spliced from 2 exons.
AUGGUCUACUAUGUUAGAUUCCUGAAAACCCCCAGAAUCCAGCAACAGAAAGGGGCCAUCUACAUCUCCGCUCUUAUCUGCAUCACCACUGAUCUAGGGGACUCUUUUCUUGCUGAAGAUGUUGAUUUGAUGGUGAUAGCUGAGAAUUCCUCUCGGGUUAUGUUUCAGAAAACGACAAAAUGGAAUGCCAGUAAUCGAGAACUUGCUAUUGCCCUGGGUCCUCUCCCAUCCAAUCUGGCCCAGCAGUCUAUGGUGUUGACGGUUAAAUUGCCGGACUCACCAGAAUAUGUCAUACCCGAGUAUUCCCCCAUACAAUUAGUGGUUGCUGCAACAAGUGCUCCAUUUGGGCCUCAUUCCACACCAGCAGAGAAGCUGGUUCAACGCCGCCUUCAAUACAGCGGCUGUGAACCAUUCCCCAUGGAAAUAUGGGAAGAGACAGGAAAUAGCAUUGCUCGACACAUAUGGGAUGCGGGCCUAGCAACAGUUACAUAUCUUCACCUGAUGUGUGAGGAUAUAAGGAAGACGGCCCGUAACGACAAGAACAAAGGCCCUGAACCUAAAAUACAAGCUUUGAAACAGGUCCUAUCCGUCUGCAACCGACCUAUCCAGGUAGUUGAGCUUGGGGCAGGAUGUGGGAUAGCGGGAAUUGCAUUGGCAUCAAUGCUCCCGAACUGUUCGGUAUUACUCACAGAUCUCCCUGAGGUUGAGGAGAUAAUAACACGCAAUAUGAAUGCUGCCCAACUCGCAACUAUGUCCAGUCUUCAUUAUCAAAAUCUCGACUGGGACGACCCACCGGAUGAGCUCUGCCCCCGGCCUAUUGACCUCAUUCUUGUCUCUGAUUGUACCUACAAUUCAGAUAGCUUGCCCGCGCUAGUCUCUACGCUUGACCGGAUGGUUCGGACCUCCCCAGAUGCAAUCGUCUUGGUAGCUCUGAAAAGACGACAUGACAGCGAAACGGUGUUUUUCGACUUGAUGCGCUCGGCGGGAUUUGCGGCGGUGCAGGACAACGUUGAAAUCCCUUCUCAGCACGAUGAGGCGGAUGAGAUUGAAUUUUACUGCUACAGUCGAUAA